GGGUGUUUGGGAACCGACCGUUUUUCCAAACACGGCUUGCGUGCAGUACUGAGCUGUCAGCUUCCAUCGGUGAUUAUUUUUUACAUUUCGCGAUUUUAUAAAACUCAAAACUGCAAUAUUAAAGCGGUGGUAAAAUCGGAUUCGUACGAUCGUCCUAUUAAAACAGUUAAAAGGUACAAUAUCCUGUGGAACUUUUUGACUUGUCUGUCUUCGUUGUUUUCUCACGGUUUCAUAACUCCUUGGUGACACGACCAGAUUCCUAACUCCUCUGGGGUUUCAUAACUUCUCUGGGGUGCUACGGAAAACUGAUAUCAUUGAGCAUUCGUUGUUUUCUGAUGAUCUUGCGUUUGGAUGUGUUUAAUUUAUCCAGGAUUUCAACGGCAGCUGUAUAUUGCUAAACGAGAACUACCAUAGAAAAUGGACCUUGAGAGAGCGGUAGAGAAACUACUGUCUACAGAUUCAGCGGAACAAAAGGCAGCAGAACAAACGUUAGCCAGCUUUUUGGAACGCGAAUAUCAACAAACCGUUCUGCUGCUGUCGGAAAUCGUGAAAAAUGCUGCCCACUCAGAUACCGUGCAGCAGAGUGCUGCGUUGGCUUUCAAGAAUGCCAUUUACGCGAAGGACCCGGAAAUUAAGGCGCGUCGACAGGAUGCUUGGAUGGCCGUUCCUCCCAGUGUUCGAGGAAUGAUUAAGCAGAACAUUUUGGAAGCUCUAAAAACGGACAACGCAGUUGUGGGUCGCUCCAUUGCGCAGUGUGUUGCCAACAUCGCAUUGGCCGAAAUUGUACGCUCCGAAUGGCAGGAUCUGUUGCCUUUCCUCUCCAGUUCCAUUAUGAGCUCGGAAACUGGAAACGUUGCGAAACAGUCCUAUUUGGAAGCUAUUGGAUAUAUUUGCGAGGAGAUCAGCACCCAAGCUGUGAGGAAUUAUUCUAAUGAAAUCCUCUCGGCAAUCGUUUUGUCCAUGCAGAAAGAGCAGCCGAGUGUGGAAAUUCGUUUUGCUGCCACUACGGCACUGUAUAAUUCGUUGGACUUCUUCAAAACAAAUUUCGAGACCGAGCGAGAAAGGAAUUACAUUAUGACAGUGGUUUGCGAGGCGACACAAGCCGAUGAUGCCCGAUUGCGGAUUGGAGCUCUUCAGUGUGUCGUAAAAAUUUUGCAGUACUAUUAUGAAUUCAUGCAUCCUUACAUGAAAGUCGCUCUUUUUCCGAUCUCAUACCAAGCAAUGAGCGCUACUGUUCCCGAAAUCACUCUCCAGGGUAUUGAAUUCUGGUCCACUGUGUGCGAAACGGAGAUCAACCUAAAUUUUGAGGAAGCUGAAGCAAGAGAUGAAGGCCGAACACCCGCAAACAGAUCCUAUAAAUUCUCCUUGGAAUACCUCGAAUUUGUUGUUCCAUGUCUGCUGACGCUAUUGGCGCAGCAACCCGAAGUUGAUGAGGGCGACGACUGGGUGCCGAGUAAAGCCGCCAGUGUGUGCUUAAUGUUGAUCGCUCAGUGUGUUCAGAAGGCUGUGCUGGAGCCUGUUAUUAUUUUUGUGGAUCAAAAUAUUUAUAAUCCUGACUGGCGUUUUCGCGAUGCUGCAUGCGUUGCAUUCGGAUCGGUGCUGGAAGGACCAGAGCCAGAGUAUUUGAGAACCAUAGUGAUCCAGGCGUACGACGUGAUAUUAGCGAAAAUGGAUGACGGAAACGUCGCAGUCCGUGAUAGCGCUGCAUGGGUUGUUCAGCGGAUGUGCCAGCUGAUGCGAGAAGCCGUUCUUGUUCCGAACCGCUUUCAAAAUACUGUCCAAAUUUUGUGCGGCCAUCUCAAUGAUCCUCCCCGCGUCGCGUCGAAUGUUUGUUGGGCAUUAGGAACACUUGCACAAGCAUCUUAUGAAGCUGCUCAAGGCAGCGGCUCGGAAAUUCCUGCUACUUCUGCGUUAUCCUCCGCUUACGAAGCUAUCGUUGGCCAGCUUUUAACAAUCGUUUUUCGCCCGGACGCUGAUCAGAAUAACUUGCGCACUGCAGCAUUUGGAGCUUUGGGGGAAUUCCUCAGUCAUGCGCCACAGGAUUGCUAUCCAUUCGUUCUGAGAUACUCGAAUGUCAUCUUCUCUCAGUUGAAUGCUAUCAUACAGAAAGAUCCACAGCUCUCUGCAAGCGAGCGACACCAACAUGGAGAUUUCUGUCAGCAUUUCUUGGCCUUGUUGCAGACAGUAUUAAAACGGCUGCGUAGAGAAGAACUCUCAGGUGUUACGGAGCAGGUGUAUGUGGUUUGUGAUAGUAUCCUGAAACUGCACCCUCUUGGUCGGAGUUUCCAAGCCGAACCUGAAGCCUUCAUGUGUUUAUAUGUCAUGCUGGAAGGUUUGCAAGACAUGUUUAGUCCGUUUGUGGAGCGUGUGAAGCCGCACAUUAUGAAUGCUUUAAAAGCUUAUCAUGAACAUUCGCUGGUCAAUAGCGCCUUAGCUUUUGUUGGCGAGUUGUGUCGCGUGUUCGACGUGAAGAUUAUGCCUCUAAUUGGCGAGCUCUUGGAUGCUAUCUUACACAUUAUCGCACAUGUGAGUGAUCCAUCUGGACUUAUGAAACCAAAAGCUGUCCAGACACUUGGGGAUAUUGCCAUAUCUCUCAAUACCCACUUUCAGAAUUACGCACUCAUGUCUUUUGAAUGUCUCAUGGCGAUUUCGGUACCUCAGGAUCAUGACGUAUGGUUGGAGAUUUUAGACGCCAUUUUAGAUGCUUCCCUCAGCAUUCUUAAUGGUCUUAAAGGGAAUGGCGAGACAUGGAGUCAAGAUGCACGCAGUGUCGUGCACCAUUACACCAAAUUUAUCAUCAGUUUGAUCAGCCAUGUUGCCACUGAAAACGGCUCAAGCAGUGUUCAGGACAGUACCAUUCUCAGUUCGGCCGGACUUAUUGGAGAACUGUGUGGGUUAUUUGGCACUGAAGUUCUUCCGUUGUUGGACCGAGCGGAUUUUAUUGAACUGUUGCAAAAAGGGAAGAAGUCCAGUAAGGGGAAAACGAAAACGUUCAGCAGUUGGGCCUUGAGGGAAGUGAAAAAACUGCGUAGUGCUCAAGGUGCGCCGAGUCGAAAAUGAGUCUCCACACAGUGGAUUGAGCGAUGAAUGUUUUGACGUAGGAUGAAUUGUGUGAUUCCAGUCAUCACUUGUCCCAUUUCGAAUACUGCCCUUGGAUAAGUGGCAGACAUGGAGCAGAACCUUGGUUUUAUCUCGCUCUUUCUUUAAACCAUUUUAUUGGUUGUUUUUUAUGUAGUCGCGGGAAAUGCUUGUUUGUGUUUUUGCUAACAUAUAUCGGGUGUGUUGUAACGAUCUGUAGAUGAGGACAAUAUUACCUGAUUACAGCCGUUUAAUUUUAUACUGGAUGACCUGAGCAGUUUGCUUUGUGGUAAUUUCUGAAAACGUGCAUGUUGAGCUAUCCGCGGUCAGCCCUCACUGUUAUUGUCGUUCAUUAAAGUUAAAGAUCAGAAA
This is a messenger RNA of Paramacrobiotus metropolitanus, 3450 nucleotides long. Its product is annotated as importin subunit beta-like. The transcript has 21 exons. Gene Ontology annotation, biological process: protein import into nucleus. The coding region runs from base 418 to 3060 and encodes 880 amino acids. Gene Ontology annotation, molecular function: small GTPase binding; nuclear import signal receptor activity. Gene Ontology annotation, cellular component: nucleus; cytoplasm. NCBI's taxonomy places the organism in Eukaryota, Metazoa, Tardigrada, Eutardigrada, Parachela, Macrobiotidae. The record is from RefSeq and is a predicted model, not a curated record.